This is a messenger RNA of Talaromyces proteolyticus, 1773 nucleotides long. Its product is annotated as putative NAD kinase. The record is from RefSeq and is a predicted model, not a curated record. NCBI's taxonomy places the organism in Eukaryota, Fungi, Ascomycota, Eurotiomycetes, Eurotiales, Trichocomaceae. Gene Ontology annotation, biological process: NADP+ biosynthetic process; NAD+ metabolic process. The transcript has 2 exons. Gene Ontology annotation, molecular function: NAD+ kinase activity. Bases 442 to 1608 code for a protein of 388 amino acids.
AGGCACCGACGCUGAGUCUCAGAACCAGGUCGAGGUAGAUUACUCUCAACUGCGAAUGUUCACCUCGUGUUUAUUACUGAUGCCAGCCAGAUCGUCUUCAGCCCCGAUAGCAACCACCGUCGCAAGUCCUCGCUCGUUUCAUCCGACGACCCCCGGAUUCGCCGCCGCAUAUCCGAGUCCUACAGCAAAAACACGGCGUGUUUCGUCCACUCAUUGCUCAACGGCGAAUGGAACGCGCCUUUUGACGACGCGUUCCAUGCUGAGGAUGUCGAUGAAUCUGGACCGGUGAAAAAGCCAGUCGAUAUAGGCACAGCGACCAACGAUACCGAGUUGGGAGACUACAAUGGCGUUUCUGUCGUUGACUACGCCAGUCGACUGCCCGAGCAGAGCCCGCCGGCCGUCGUGCACUCGCGCCACCUGACCAAGCGGCAGUUGUCGGAUAUGGCGUGGAAUGUGCGCAAACUGUCCAAGAGACUGGGCAGCAUCAAGCUGAAACUCACCGUUAAGAACGUGCUGCUAGUCACCAAAGCCCAGGAUGAGUCGCUCGUCAAAUUGACCAAAGAACUCACGCGCUGGCUUCUGUCGACGGACCGCGGAACCCUGUACACCGUGUAUGUCGAGGAGAUGGUGGGGAAACACCCUGAUUUCAACGGCAGUGACCUGAUCGAUGAAGAACCGUCGGCAGAUGGCCGGUUGAAGUAUUGGACCAGCAAACUGCCGGCUGAGCAGCCGCAAACAUUCGACUUUGCGAUUACACUAGGCGGGGAUGGGACGGUGUUGUACACUAGCUGGCUCUUUCAGCGCAUUGUGCCCCCAGUAUUGUCGUUUUCGCUGGGCUCACUUGGGUUUUUAACAAAGUUUGACUUUUCGAAUUAUCAAGAUACCCUGACGACGGCGUUUCGAGACGGUGUGGCGAUUAGUUUGAGGUUGAGGUUUGAAUGUACCAUCAUGAGAAGCAAUCCGCGACGAGUCUCGGUGGUUGGCACAGAUGGGAAUGUGGUGAAGAAAGAUCUUGUCGAGGAGCUCGUGGGGGAAGAGGUGGGCGAUACAUUGACGCAUACGCCAGACAAUGUUUUUGAGAUUUUGAACGAUGUCGUGGUCGACCGGGGUCCGAACCCGACAAUGUCGACGAUCGAGCUCUUCGGCGACGAUGAGCAUUUCACGACCGUCCAGGCAGACGGCAUUUGCAUAUCCACGCCAACCGGCUCGACAGCCUACAACCUCGCCGCUGGAGGCGCCCUGUCGCACCCGGAAAACCCAGUCAUUCUAGUAACCGCCAUCUGCGCACAUACAUUAUCCUUCCGCCCGAUUAUUUUGCCUGAUACGAUUGUGUUGCGGAUGGGCGUGCCGUAUGAUGCGCGCACGUCAUCGUGGGCUAGCUUUGACGGGCGUGAGAGGUAUAUAUAUAUUCGUUUCUCCUUUCUUUUAUUUGUGUACUUACGAAUCAGGGUUGAGUUGCAUCCAGGCGACUACGUGACGGUGUCGGCUUCGCGAUACCCCUUUGCGAACGUCCUGCCUCCUGGUCGACGAAGCGAGGACUGGGUGCAGAGUAUAUCCAAGACGCUGCACUGGAAUUCCAGACAGCGGCAGAAAGCGUUUACCAAGUAACCAACCCCAAGGUUGUUUGAGGUGAACAGUGUUGAGAUAUAAUAUGGGCAGUGCAUAUAUAGGAGCAUGGCAGGGGAGCAUACCUUAUUCUAAACAAUACUGUAACGUAAUAAAAGUCAUGAAUUCAUCACUCUAUCCAGAGUGUUAACAGAGAAAAGAGUAGAG